AACUAGGGUUUUACGGUCCUUCCCCCCGGACACGGAGUGCGAGUUGCGAGCAAGCGGCCUCAACGUCUUCUUUCUUCUCUCACUCGCGCUCUCCGAUCUCUACGCAGGAUGGAUUCUCAGGUGAAACUUGCCAUCGUGGUGAAGGUAAUGGGACGAACAGGGUCAAGGGGGCAGGUGACUCAGGGGAAGUACGAAGUAAUGGCAGCAACAUCAGCGACAUACCCACCACCACCACCAUACUACAGGCUCUACAAGGAUUACCUCCAAAACCCUAAAUUGGCUUCUGAGCCCCCCCCUCCAAUUCAAGGCACCUACAUGCUCUAUGGUGGCACCUACACGACUGAUGAUGUACUUCCUAGCUUGGAAGAGCAAGGAGUUCGUCAACUUUAUCCAAAAGGGCCCAAUAUCGACUUCAAGAAAGAACUAAGAUCACUGAACAGAGAAUUGCAGCUACAUAUUUUGGAGCUUGCAGAUGUUCUUGUUGAGAGGCCAUCUCAAUAUGCAAGGAGAGUGGAGGACAUAUCUCUUAUAUUUAAAAACUUACACCACCUUCUUAAUUCAUUGCGUCCUCACCAGGCCAGGGCAACGCUGAUUCACAUACUAGAACUACAGAUACAACGUCGAAAACAAGCAGUGGAAGACAUCAGAAGAAGAAGAGAAGAAGCUCAAAGGCUGCUUAAGGAGUCACUUGGGACCUUGGAUGGCCACUAGCACAAAUCAGUAUAUAUGAGGCUGUGCUUUUAAGAGAUCUUGUGGGUUUGACAUAAGCAGAUUUCUUACGCCUACCAAUGGGGACCUCAGAUUUCUCUCAUUUCUACCAGUUGCAGCAUCUCCGGAUAUGCCUUAUGCUUGAAAUUUCUUGGUAUAUAGGAGAGACUUAGCCAACCAAUGUAAUAAAUCUAUAGGAAGGAAUAACAAAAAUGGGCCAUUUGCCAUAUUUGUUGGAAUGUUAUACUGUGGACAUCCCAUGCAAUUUGAAUGGACAGGUAUCCUGUAUGCGGCAGCUGAACCAGCAGCAUUCAUGUUGCAUUUUUGUCAACCCCAUAGGCUGCAUUGCAGUUUGAACUUUGAAGAUGACAUUUUCUUGUUAUUUGUCAAUUAUCACAUUACAAGAUGCCCUUUCAUCUC
Molecule: messenger RNA, 1128 nt
Organism: Nelumbo nucifera (sacred lotus)
Lineage: Eukaryota; Viridiplantae; Streptophyta; Magnoliopsida; Proteales; Nelumbonaceae
Source: RefSeq, a predicted model, not a curated record